UUUCAUUUGUUUCAAAUGUAUAAAUAUCUUAUUCAAAUGUGAUUAACUAGUUUCAGACUCUAAACUGAUUUAGAGUCUAAAUCAGAUUUAGAAUUAUUUUUCAAAUAAUUUGCAAAAGAUUGGAAUAAGAGAAUGUAGUGUUACUGUUUGAAACCUGGGAAAAUAGUGGAAUUGUCAUGGCAUAAUCUAGGCAUGAUUUAGAAUUUUUAUUUCUGAGUUCCAUAUUAAAAAUAAAUCCUUUUUGUUUUAAUAGGAUACUGAGUGAGUCAGUGUUUUGCAUUAUUUAUCAGUGCUCACCAUAAUCCUGAGACAUGACUACUGUUGAGAGUGAAGCCAAAAUAAAAACCAAAGUUCGCUUUGAAGAAUUACUUAAGGCCCACAGUGAUCUAAUACGUGAAAGAAAAAAACUCAGGAAAAAACUUGCCAAAUCUAGAGAAAACAUCUCACUUUCCACUAGCAGUAAUCUUCAGGAUAUUAAAGAAGCUAAAAGUGAUGAUAUGAGUUGCACUAAUACUACUAAUCCAGAGAAGAGCAUGAGAGUCAAUAAAAACAAACUGAGGAAUAAUCAGUCAGCAGGUGAAGAUCCAACUGAAGACAUCAGUGUAGAGGAGGACAAGCAAGGGAAGCCAAACAAGAAAGUUACAAAGGCCACCCAAGAUAUGGAACCAGAAACUCCCGAGAAAGCAGAUUCUACACAUCAGAAAGUUCGAACAAAGGCACAGCCAGGCGGUGAUCACCAGAAAAGUGAUAAAGCAAAUGAGGGGAAAGAAAAAAGUGAUGCAGACGGGGAGGAAGAACUGAUAGAAGCAUAUCAGCUCCAGGUAGCAGAAGAAAUGGCAAAGGAGAUUAAGAAGAAAAUAAGGAAGAAGCUGAAAGAACAGUUGACGUAUUUUCCCUCAGAUACUUUAUUGCACGAUGACAAGCUGAGCAGUGAAAAAAGAAAAAAGAAAAAAAAGAAAGCUCAAGUCCUGUCUAAAGCUGAACCAAGCACGCCAACCAUCUGUGAUGACACAGUUGAAAGUGAGCAAAACAAGGAAUGUUCAGUUGAAGCUGUAACCUCAGAUUCUCACCAAGAUGAUGAAGUGAGCUCAACAGAACAAAACAUAGAUGAGAACUUGCCAGAUAAUGCAAAAUCCAAACCAAAGAAAACAAAAAAGAAGGCUAAACCAGUUUCAGAUGAUAAUGAAGACAUUAAUGGUGAUGGUGUUCAUGAAGUAACAAGCCGAGAUAGUCCAGUUUAUCCCAAAUGUUUACUUGAUGAUGACCUCGUCUUGGGAGUUUACAUUCACCGAACUGAUAGACUUAAAUCAGAUUUUAUGAUUUCUCAUCCUAUGGUAAAAAUUCAUGUGGUUGAUGAGAAUACGGGUCAAUAUGUCAAGAAAGAUGAUAGUGAACGUCCAGUGUCAUCUUACUAUGAAAAAGACAAUGUGGAUUAUAUUCUUCCUAUUAUGACCCAGCCAUAUGAUUUUAAACAGUUAAAAUCAAGACUUCCAGAAUGGGAAGAACAAAUUAUCUUUAAUGAAAAUUUUCCCUAUUUGCUUCGCGAUUUUGAUGAGUGUCCUAAAGUCAUCCUGUUCUUUGAGAUUCUGGACUUUUUAAGCAUGGAUGAAAUUAAGAAUAACUCUGAGGUUCAAAACCAAGAAUGUGGCUUUCGGAAAAUUGCCUGGGCAUUUCUUAAGCUUCUGGGAGCCAACGGGAAUGCAAAUAUCAAUUCAAAACUUCGCCUGCAGCUAUACUACCCACCUACGAAGCCACGAUCACAAUCAAAUGCUGUUGAGGUUUUUGAAUGGUGGUCCAAAUGUCCACGUAAUCGCUACCCAUCAACAUUGUAUGUAACUGUGCGAGGACUGAAAGUUCCAGACUGUAUAAAGCCAUCUUACCGCUCUAUGAUGGCUCUUCAAGAGGAAAAAGGUAAACCAGUAUAUUGUGAACGUCACCAGGAGCCAAGCUCAAUAGACACAGAACCUGGAUUAGAAGAUUCAAAGGAAGUAGUAAAGUGGAAGCGACUUCCUGGGCAGGCAUGCCGGGUCCCAAACAAGCACCUCUUCUCACUAAAUGCAGGAGAACGAGGAUGUUUUUGUCUUGAUUUCUCCCACAAUGGAAGAAUAUUAGCAGCAGCAUGUGCCAGCCGGGAUGGAUAUCCAAUUAUUCUUUAUGAAAUUCCUUCUGGACGUUUCAUGAGAGAAUUGUGUGGCCACCUCAAUAUUAUUUAUGACCUUUGCUGGUCUACAGAUGACCGAUACAUCCUUACUUCAUCAUCUGAUGGCACUGCCAGGAUAUGGAAAAAUGAAAUAAACAAUACAAGUACUUUCAGAGUUUUACCUCACCCUUCUUUUGUUUACACGGCUAAAUUCCAUCCAGCUACGAGAGAACUGGUAGUUACAGGAUGCUAUGAUUCAAUGAUACGAAUCUGGAAAGUUGAUAUGAAAGAAGAUGCUGCCAUAUUGGUUCGACAGGUUGAUGCCCACAAGAGUUUUAUCAACUCUCUCUGUUUUGAUGAUGAAGGUCAUCACAUGUAUUCAGGCGACUGCACAGGGGUAAUUGUUGUUUGGAAUACUUACGUGAAAGUUAAUGACUUGCAGCAUUCUGUGCGCCACUGGACUAUAAAUAAGGAAAUUAAAGAAACUGAAUUUAAGGGGAUUCCAAUAAAUUAUCUGGAGGUUCAUCCCAAUGGAAAACGUUUGUUAAUCCAUACUAAAGACAGUACUUUGAGAAUUAUGGAUCUUCGAAUAUUGGCUGCAAGGAAAUUUGUAGGUGCAGCAAAUUAUCGAGAGAAGAUACAUAGUACCUUGACACCAUGUGGAAGUUUUCUCUUUUCUGGAAGUGAGGAUGGUAUAGUAUAUGUUUGGAACCCAGAAACAGGAGAACAGGUAGCAAUGUAUUCUGACCUGCCAUUCAAGUCACCUAUUCGAGACAUUUCUUACCAUCCAUUUGAAAAUAUGGUUGCAUUUUGUGCAUUUGGGCAGAAUGAGCCAAUUCUUCUUUACAUUUAUGAUUUCCAUGUAGCUCAGCAGGAGGCUGAAAUGUUCAAACGCUACAAUGGAACAGUUCCAUUACCUGGAAUACACCAAAGUGAAGAUGCAUUGUGCACCUGUCCUAAACUGCCCCAUCAAGGCUCUUUUCAGAUUGAUGAAUUUGUAAACACUGAAAAUACUUCAACCAAGAUGCAGCUAGUAAAACAAAGACUCGAAACUGUCACAGAGGUGAUACGGUCCUGUGCUGCAAAAGUCAACAAAAAUCUCUCACUUACUUCACCACCACCAACCUCCUCACAACAGCCUAAAGUAAAACAGCCAGACAUGCUGAUCCCUGAGGAGAUCCUGCGUCAAUUUGGUUUCGCUCAGACUGGGAUUAUCAGCAUAGAAAGAAGGCCAUGUAACCAUCAGGUAGAUUCACCACCAACGGUAGUGGCUCUUUAUGACUACACAGCCAGCCGAUCAGAUGAACUAACCAUCCAUCGAGGAGACAUUAUCCGAGUGUUUUUCAAAGAUAAUGAAGACUGGUGGUAUGGCAGCGUAGGAAAGGGGCAGGAUGGUUAUUUUCCAGCUAAUCAUGUGGCUAGUGAAACACUGUAUCGAGAAAUGCCUCCAGAGAUAAAGGAGCGAUCACCUCCUUUAACUCCCAAGGAAAAGCCCAAGAUGGAAAAACCUUCAGCUUCUCAAAAGGGUAUCCGCGAAGAGGAAAUGAAGUCACAAAACAACUGAGAGGUGUGUGUGGAAAGGAGGGAAAGAAGGGCAGUCAUGCUCCUUGGUCUUGUUGAUGGUGGGGGUAUUUAGAGGCUGAUCACAUUCCAGCCUUGGGGGCUUUUUGCUUAAAGAUAAAGUAAAAACAAAAGAGCUCACAGAGACACCUCCUUCUUCCCCCUCCUUCUGCCUCCAUGAGUCACUACCCAUAUGGCGUGCUGCUGCUGAGACCAAGGAAUGAGUGAGUAAAGGUGUAUAGAAGUCAAGUAUUAGUCCUAAUUAAGCAUCCUUAGAUAAUUGUCAAAAACGAUGAACUAUGAAUCCUGUACUAAUUUAGGAUUUAUAGGCUUUGACAUAAGCUAAACCACCUUUGUAUCAUAAAGAAAAAGGAACCAGGCAUACCCGUAACAAUAAUGUAGUAGAACAGUAGGAAAGAUGGCAAGGAUAAACUUUAACAUGCUUAAGAAAAAUUGUAGAGGAAAUUAUAGCAUCCAUUUCAAAUGAAGGACUCUACCACAGCAGGACUGGUAAGACCUAACACACAGCAACGAGUUAUAACAUCAGCUAAACAACGAUAACUAUUUCUUUCUGACUUCUCACACCCUUACUUCUAGAAUAGGUUUAAGUGGAUGAGAAUUUAUGAGUAGAUGUGCAUAAUGACUUAUUUUUCUUAAGCCUGGUAGUUUUACCAAGUUUCAUACAAAUACCUAUUUUUGAUAAGCUGUGGCCUUGCCAUAGGCAAAGUUAUAGAAAUAGUGCUUAAACCUUGUAAAGAAAAAAGCAUAUAAUCUUUAAUUUGGUUACUGUGUUUGAAAUUUACCUUAAAAGUAUGCAAAGAAACAAGAAGCUCUACCUGACUGAUGCUUUCUGAUUCAUGUUUUGAUGGUUUUUCUUUACUUGUUGACCUAUUUGUUGAGGGGAGGUAAACUAUUCUAUUAUCAGAAUUAGUUCUUGAAUUUCAAAUUUUCCAUAUGUGUGUACUUUUUCCCUAACAAGUUUUAACUGAGUCUAAUUAGCUUCACUGGCAGAGAAAAAUCAAGGUCUUUUUGUUUGCUGUUUGAGUCACUUACUGCAACACCAUCCUUUAAUCACUAAGUCUCCUCAUUUUAAUUCUUCUCUUUAGUAAAUGCUUGAUUUAAAUCAAUAUAGAUAACAAUAAAAUGGCAUAAUUGUGGUUCAGGAAGCAUAAUAUUCUCUUAAAAUCUUUAUUAUAAGCAAAGUAAUAUUUGUUUAAAAAUACUCAGAGCUAGAACUCGCUGAAGAAUAUCUUACAGGAAUCUGUUUAUAAAGGAAGAAAUCUCAAAAGGGAAAAUGAGCUUCAGUAGAGCUAACCUUUAAAAAGUGGUACUUAUUCAAGAGUGCAUGAGAAGGUUGUAGUCCCCUUUCUUCCAUUUCAUUUGGUAUUUUUUUACCUGGAUUGUUUUAAUUUAAAUAAUAAGGUAGAUCUGAUACAUCUCUUUCAUUUGUAUGUAAUUCAAAACUUUAAUAUAAUACAUUUAUAUUUUAUGUUUGGACAUCAAGUAAAUCUUUUCCAUAACACCUAAUUACCUAAAAAAGUCUACAGUCUACUGUAUAGAAACAUUGGAUGGACUUAUAAAAUGUUAUAUCAAACAGUAUUUCCUAAAUAUAUUUUCAAAUUCUAGAGGAAGCAUUAAUCCUCAAGAGUAUAAUUUGGGGUAUUGGAGAUGUAGCUCAAGUGGUAGAACACCUGCUUUUAGUAAUGUGGCCUUGAUUUCAAACGCUAGAACCAUUGUGGCAGGAGCAUAAUUUAGUAUCACUGAAGUACCUGUUAGCUUGAUUUUCUCAUGGUGCCAUUAACAAAAUAAAGAUUGGGGGUAUGGCUUAGAUAGUAGAGUGGCUGUCUAGCAAGAUCCAGACCUUAAAUUCAAAAAUCCAGUACCUCCAGAAAACAACUAAAUAAUACAAAAUACACUGGACAAAUGUUAUAAGAGACAAAGUUUUCAGUUUAAAAUAUUACCUAUUGUCCAGUGAGUCUCACUAUAAAAAAUAGAGUAUACUGAAAAGAUUACAGAGGAAAGAUGUGAUAUAGUAAGAUAACCUUAAUGCUUAAAAUAAUAUACUACAUACUAGAAGAUUAAUUUAGGUUGAUAAGAAGUCCACAAAUCUGCAAGCUGACUUCGUAUGUAAAGAGGGAUUCAACUAGCUAGAGAACUGCUUCCUUAGUUUUCCAUAGGAACAAAUAUCUUACCCUCCUAGACGUUCACUUUCAAGACAGGCAGAGACAUUCUUGUUGAGAGCAGGCAUGUUCUCUCUUCAUUCAGAAAUGUGGUGGGUUUUCAGCAUGUGAAUAUUGACUGUUGUCUUCUCUCAGUGUUGACUUACUA
Messenger RNA from Perognathus longimembris pacificus (Pacific pocket mouse), 6028 nucleotides. RefSeq names its product Abelson helper integration site 1 (gene Ahi1). Lineage: Eukaryota; Metazoa; Chordata; Mammalia; Rodentia; Heteromyidae. Gene Ontology annotation, molecular function: protein binding. Gene Ontology annotation, biological process: motile cilium assembly. The record is from RefSeq and is a predicted model, not a curated record. Bases 312 to 3704 code for a protein of 1130 amino acids. Gene Ontology annotation, cellular component: ciliary basal body. The transcript is spliced from 23 exons.